UUCAUGUUACACUCAAACCUUCUAAGGUCUCCACAAUAAUGGAACCAGACGCAAAAUUAUUUCAAGUCCAAAACAACACUAUCGCUUCAAUUGUCCAACUGUACAACAAAACUGAAGAAUCGUUGGCUGACGAUGUUCUAAAUUUAAAAAACUGGAUGAAAGGUCAACAUCACCUUCCCGAAAUUUUAGAUGAUAAAAGUCUGCAAAAUUUUUUAAUCCUUAAUAAAUGUAACCCAGAAAAAGCCAAAGAAAAAAUCGACAUGUACUACACUUUCCGAAGUCAAGUACCUAAUUUGGUCAAAAACAUGAAUCCUCGAUGUUCCAACAUGAAAACCGUGGAAAAUCAAAUGUACCAUGUACCCUUACCAAAACUAACCAAAGAUAUGUACAGAGUGUUCGUGAAUAAAUACCAAAUUAAAGACAACCAGGAACAAAUUGAUCCCUACGACAUACUUAAAAUGGCUGCCAACUUGCAAGAAGUGAGAUUAAAAGAAGAUAUCAUGUUUGGAGAUGUGAUCAUUUUUGACUUAGAAUGGUCAUCUGUACGUUUCUUGUCAAAACUGACGCCAACUUUUCUUGUGACAAUGUUAACUUUGUAUAAAAAAAUAUAUUCGCUUCGAGUGAAGGGUGUCUAUGUCGUUAAUACUAUCCCUUACGCCAGCACGUUACUAGCCAUCGGCAAGACUUUGUUGAAGCCUAAAUUAUUCCAAAGGAUUCAUUUUUGCAAAGACACGAGUAUUUUGAGGGAACACUUUCCCUUAGAAAUGUUACCAAAGAAUUACGGUGGCACCGAAAAGUCAGUCGAGGAAUUGCAUGAAUUAUGUCGGCUGAAGUUUCAAGAAUAUCAAGACCGUUUCGAUCUCUUGGAUAAAUUGAGAGUGAAUGAAAGCUUAAGACCAGCCAGACUUCAAAAUGAAAACGACGAAUUUUUGGGUUAUUAUGGAAAUUUUAGAAAGUUAGAGAUUGAUUAACGUUUAUUUUACACUUUAUCGAAAUAUUGUUUUCCCUGCUUAUUAUUAUAAUAAAGGUCGAUCCGACACAAAAAUUAUAAUACUCACCCUGUAUAGCUAAUCUGAGAGUUGCAAAACCAUUUACUGCUACGAUUGCCCUUGAUUUACACAUU
Molecule: messenger RNA, 1123 nt
Organism: Zophobas morio
Lineage: Eukaryota; Metazoa; Arthropoda; Insecta; Coleoptera; Tenebrionidae
Product: alpha-tocopherol transfer protein-like
Exons: 5
Coding region: 39-971 (310 amino acids)
Cellular component (GO): membrane
Molecular function (GO): phosphatidylinositol bisphosphate binding
Source: RefSeq, a predicted model, not a curated record